Molecule: messenger RNA, 2609 nt
Organism: Haliotis rubra (blacklip abalone)
Lineage: Eukaryota; Metazoa; Mollusca; Gastropoda; Lepetellida; Haliotidae
Product: cell wall protein IFF6-like
Exons: 12
Coding region: 162-1718 (518 amino acids)
Cellular component (GO): membrane
Source: RefSeq, a predicted model, not a curated record
UUCCAGUCAUAUGACGGGUGUAAGCGGUCGAGUUUAGUACAUUGCACGUGAAGUAUCAUUGUAUUUUAAUACUGGGAGGCGUAACAACAGAAUAAACGGGUCGGUUUAAACAGGGACAAACAAGCCUUUUGGGGAGGAAGUAGAUUCCGAAAGAAGUAAUAAUGAAGACGUUUCUUUUAUUUGCUGUGUUUGGAAUAGCGGCUGGCGUCAAGUUCCAGUACAACUCGACAGACCCGUGUGUGAUGAUGGAUGUGGAGGCUACAUUCACCACCACAGCCUCACAAGGGGACAACCAGCUGGCAACAGGUUCUGUGAAGUCAAGUGAAAAACACUCUGUAAGUGGGUCAUGUGGAGAAAAUCAAGCCACGCUGAUCAUCAAUUUCAACAAAACCGAUGCAAAAUGGACACUAAUCUUCAGCAAGAAAGCAGAUACUGUGACUGUAACACUCGACAUGAUGUUCCAGUAUGAUUCUAAGAAGAUGUUCCCCAAGAAAAAUCUUACCCACGUUGUCAUAGAAGAUGAUGAAGGGAUGGAAACGUUGUCCAAGUCGGACCAGUCCUACGUGUGUAAUGCUCAACAGGAAUUCAAGUUCAAGUCAACCUCUAGUAACAACGUAACAUACACUGUUGUUCUUUCACUGAAGAAUCUACAGGUUCAGGCUUUUAACCUGUCUAAAGGAGCAUAUAGCACUGAUGUGAAGCACUGUGCGGCAGAUGUCAAGUCAACAUCCGAAGGGGAAUCAACCUCCUCAGAAAAACCCAGCUCUUCAGCAGAACUCAGCACCUCCGACAAACCCAGCUCUUCAGAAGAACCCAGCACCUCUGACAAACCCAGCUCUUCAGAAGAACCCAGCACCUCUGACAAACCCAGCACCUCCGAAGAACCCAGCACUUCAGAGGUUCCUUCCACCACCACAAGGCCCAUUCCUCAGUUGAAUCAGUAUGAGUUUUCUAAUGGCACAGACACCUGUAUUCGCAUGGAUGCAGGCAUCCUAUUGGCCAUCAUGUAUGAAACCAAGGACAACACAACUAUUUCAUCUAAAAUGUUUGGUGUUCCAAAGAACUACACAUUGGAUGGCAUGUGUGACAUUGAUGGGAAUGCGAGUCUCACUAUCAACUUUGAUAACAACAGUGUCACGUUUGAAUUCACAGACGUCAGUGACACAGCAAGCAUCAAAUCUAUCAGGUUCUCAGUUGUUCAAGAUUCAGUUCGAUUUCCUGAUGCCAAGCAACCUGGAACACGUCUAAAGGGGAAAGUCGACCCACCACAGAUUGCCACCGCUGACACUACCUUCUACACAUGCGAAGAUGGAGAGCCUGUUACUUUCGGUGAUAACUCUACAAUGAUUUUGAGCAGUCUCAAGUGGCAGGCAUUCAACCUGGAUGAUGGCAACUUCACUAAACAAGGAGCACAGUGUAAGGAAGAUGUCACAACAACAUCGGUAGCAACAACAACUCCAAAGCCGCAAUCAGGACCAGUUGUCAAUAAUUUUACAGUGUCAGAUGGUAACACAACAUGUUUAGUGAUGAAGGCAGCCCUAGUCCUCAACAUUCCCUACACAGACAAGAACACAGAGAACAAGACAGUAGAAGUUGUUGUACCAGAUCUGAGCCCGUCUGACAUAACAGGCAGCUGUGGAGACACAGAGGAUUCCGUCACUUUCAGCUUCUUCGGGGGAAUUGGAGUAUCACCAUGGUGUUCACACAAGAUAAAUUAACGAGUCUCACAGCGACCUCAGACACCAAGCAUCAGCUGUCUAAUGUCACAAUCAACUAUGUCUUGGACAGUCGCUUCCCAGAAAUCCCAGUGAAUAAAUCUGGUGAUAAGAUCAGCGUGAUGGCUUUCAACUUAGCUCAGUUUGAAGCAAGCCAGAAGGGAUCCUACAAGUGCAAUGCCAAUGUGACCAUAACAGCUGAGCAUGAUGUGGAGUUGGUAACAUCAAAUUUCCAGUACAAGGCAUUCCAAACAGGAAACAGCACUACCUUUAGCAAUGAUGGUAUGGUUGAGUGCCCAGCUGACACAGAAACCAACAGCAUUGUGCCCAUAGCAGUGGGAGCUGCUCUAGCCGGAUUGGUCGUUAUUGUUCUCAUUGCUUACUUGAUUGGUCGCAGGAAGAGGCGAUCAGGCUAUGAGUCUGUGUAACCACACAGGGAAGAAAGUGUUUGGAGAACAUCUAACCAAUAUAUUGGAUCCAUGAUGUUUCUUUUUCUGAGGAAAUCCCUCCAGGUCAAGAUGACCUUUGUUACUCAAUGACCUGGGUAGAUGGAUUAAUAUGUUUUGGGGAGGGGGACAUUGUGGGGAGGGGGGAUGGCAUGUCAUAGGAACUAUUUUAAGCUGAAAAGUAUGCUUUGAAAUAGCACAGUUCAAAAGGGUGAAUAUGUGGUUUUGUAACAAUCAAAUACUCAAACAACAUAAUAUUUGGGAAUACUUUGCAAGAAUUAAUUAUUUUCUUUUAUUUUUAUUUUUCACUUUUGCCAGUGUGCUUGUACAGAUCAAGGUGUGGUACACAUAUGUGAAGUUGUGUGAGGAACAUUGCUUAAUGAUCCAGUAAAUGAAGGUGCAUUGAAAGAAUCACUGGAGCAAAUCUGUGUAUAUAGUAUAUAUCUAU